Molecule: messenger RNA, 1497 nt
Organism: Gregarina niphandrodes
Lineage: Eukaryota; Apicomplexa; Conoidasida; Eugregarinorida; Gregarinidae
Exons: 2
Coding region: 1-1497 (498 amino acids)
Source: RefSeq, a predicted model, not a curated record
AUGGACGCCCAAAUCCGUCGGCUCAUCCUCCAAUACCGAAAACAACAGCAGGGUCCAGGGAAUGGCCAGCCCAAUGGCCAGGUGCCGGGAGGGAGUCAACUGCCAGGACAGGGACAGCUGCCAGGACAGGCGCCGGGGCAGGGUCAGGUUCCAGGCCAAGCUCAGGUGCCGGGUGCGAUGGCUGGAGGUCAGUUGGGUGGCGUGCAGCAAAUGGCAAGUUUACAAGCGCAGCAGCAGCAGGCUGCCCAGCAGCAGCAAGCCGCCCAGCAGCAAGCCGCCCAGCAACAGCAACAGGCAGUCCAACAACAGGCGGCCCAACAGCAACGGUUUUAUCAACAGCGGAUGCAAGCCGGUUCUGCACAAGCCCACGGCGGCCAGGCGGGCGUCUCAGCGGUCGGCAGCGGUGGCGGGACGGCGAGUAUGGUCACUCAGCCGGGGCAGUCGCAUGCGAACGGCGCUCUCAGUGGCAACCAACUGGGUAGCAACCAAUUGGGUGCCAACCAACUGGUCGGUAACCAGCUAGGCGGCAAUCAGCUUGGGGGCAGCCCGGCGACGAUGAUAGCCCGAGGUCCGCAGCAGCAGUUGAGCCCGCAGCAGUUGCAGCAGCUAGCGGCGCAGCAGCAGGCGCUGCAGCAGCAGAAGCAGCAGCAGGCGUUGCAGCAGCAGUCAGGUGUGGCACGUACGCGUUACGCGCAGCAGCAACAGCAGCUGCAGCAAGGACAGCAGGGGCAGUUGCAGGCAGGACAGCCGGGCCAGUUGCAGGCAGGACAGUUGCAGACAAGUCAGUUGCAGCAGAUGAGUGCGCAGCAGCAGGCGGUGUUGGUGCAACAACAGCGUUUAGCGGCGCAGCGACAGCAGCAGCAGCAGCAGGGGGGUGAGGGUGCGAGCAGUGCGCCGCACCAAUACGUGAGUCAAUUGGCGGAGAAGUUGCGACAGGAGCGUGAGACCCGUUUGGGUGGUGCUGGUGGUUAUGAGAGGACGAAGAAGCGGCCGUUGGAGAAUGAACAGGCGUUGUUCUGGGACGAGCCAUUGUCGGCUCGGUUGGUCGCUGGUUUAUCGUUAUUGGAGGCCGACAAUGCCUUGACGGCGAGUCAUGGCUUGGGUGGAGCUUGCGACCUUUGGGCCUUCCUUGACCCCAUGCCUUCACCCGCCACCUGUGGCACGCCUAACGUCUCGAGACUCCGUAUGGGCGGUGUCGAUGGCUACAAAGCCGGCGGCGGUGCCGCACAACCCACACCUCAAGAGUAUCUUUACGCCGAGUGCUCUCUCUCUGGCAUCAUCGACCUCGAAGAAAGCCCGGGGGCACCUGCACAAGUCUGCCGUAUUCUCGCCAACCUCUGCGACGUUCAACAAAAAGGACUUUGGAAAGAUGAAUGCUGGAGAGUUAGACUAGACGAGGAGGGCAAUAUGGUCUUCCUUCAAUCCGCACAAAGAUCCGCCAAAGAACUCUGGAUCAGGAGAUACCUACUACCCAUACACCUACAACAUGUCUUGUAA